This is a messenger RNA of Aspergillus wentii DTO 134E9, 360 nucleotides long. RefSeq lists its product as uncharacterized. Gene Ontology annotation, molecular function: catalytic activity; phosphopantetheine binding. Gene Ontology annotation, biological process: secondary metabolite biosynthetic process; amino acid activation for nonribosomal peptide biosynthetic process. The coding region runs from base 1 to 360 and encodes 119 amino acids. Gene Ontology annotation, cellular component: cytoplasm. Lineage: Eukaryota; Fungi; Ascomycota; Eurotiomycetes; Eurotiales; Aspergillaceae. The transcript has a single exon. The record is from RefSeq and is a predicted model, not a curated record.
AUGUUUGAAGCUCAUCAUGCGAUUGUGGAUAUAGAAUCCAAGGCAACCAUUGAAGCAGACCUGCGCACCCUGUAUCGUGGAGAUCGACCGCUGAGCGAGCCACCCCUGUACCGUGACUACAUUGCAACAGCACUCCAGGGCUCACAGGCUGCGGAUAAGCGCUUCUGGGUCGAUUAUCUGCAAGAUGCCACAGAUCCCGUAUUCCUACCGGAUUGCGCAAGGGCCAACUCCCCUGGUGAAUCUCUCAACGUCGACGUGGUACUUGUGCCCCUGGAAAAGAUCAAACAGUUCAGCCGGUUGCAAGGGUUUACCUCAUCUACUCUCUUCAAGGCCGUUUUUGCCGUCACCUUCCAAAUCUGA